Messenger RNA from Paramecium sonneborni, 323 nucleotides. The record is from the annotation of a GenBank genome assembly. Lineage: Eukaryota; Ciliophora; Oligohymenophorea; Peniculida; Parameciidae.
AAUUUUGAUAAUAACAAAUGUAAAUGGGAAACAAAGUUUUUGUUUUUACUUAGCAAGAUUUUUAAAAAUGCUUUGCGGUUAACUUAAAUCCUCCUUUAGGUUAAGGACAUGAUGCAAGAGUUUAUUUAGCAAUGCAUAAAAAGACAGGAGAAAUGUUUGCUUUGAAAGUCUUAACUAAUUUGUCAUAAGAUCAUAUCAUAAAUCUCUAGGUUUUUUUACAUUUUAUUUAGCGAACGAAAUAUAAAUACUUAAACGCAUUGAUAAUCCUGGAACAGUUUUAUUGAAGGGACAUAGUGAAGAUUAUACUUGUGUUCUUUUGGAAU